CUCUAAAAAACUCAGUUUCCUCUGAUCUGUGUCUCGAACCAAAAAACAGUUGCACAGAUCGCAUACAAAUGAAAAAUAAAUAAAAUAGAUAAUUUCUCUCUCACUGAAAAACCCUAAUUCGAAAUUUGAAACAAAAUUUUCUUUCAAGCUCAUUCAUUCUGAUAAAUUCACCUAAUCGUGGCUCCCUCAGCUCCACAAGCCCCUUCUCGAAGGAAACCCUUUUCUUCUUCUGCAUCACCAUCACAAUCGCAAUCCACUUUGCCUCCAAGAGUAACUCCAACAAGAUUCGUCUAUAGAGAACCCAUACCUUUCUGGCAGCAGAAUUGGUUUAUUGGAUUGCUUUUCGCGAUGGCUCUCGCCUUUUUUGGUCUCUCUAUAUUCCUGUUCCUCAAUCUUGAUCUUAACCAGGGCUCCUUUUCCUCUGCGUCCGCUGCCUCAUCCGCUGCCUCCGCCUCUGAAGACCUUCAGAUAACUUAUGGAACAGUUCUGAAGCUGAUGCACGAGAGGACAAAAUUUCGGCUUCAUUCCCAUGAUGUGCCGUAUGGCUCUGGGAGUGGGCAGCAAUCUGUUACAGGGUUUCCUAAUGUCGAUGAUUCCAAUAGCUAUUGGAUUGUUAGGCCUCAGAUAGGCACGAACGCCAAACAAGGUGAUACAAUCAAAACGGGAACAAUCAUCCGCUUGCAACACAUGAGGACUAGGAAAUGGCUGCACAGCCAUUUGCAUGCAUCCCCAAUUUCGGGCAACCUUGAGGUUAGCUGCUUUGGAGGAGAGUCUGAAUCCGAUACAGGGGAUUACUGGAGGCUUCUGAUUGAAGGUAGUGGGAAGACAUGGAAGCAAGAUCAAAGGAUUCGGCUACAACAUGUUGACACCGGUGGCUACCUGCACAGUCAUGACAAGAAAUACCAGCGGAUAGCUGGGGGGCAGCAAGAGGUCUGUGGUGUCCGUGAAAAGCGUGCUGAUAAUGUAUGGCUGGCUGCAGAAGGCGUGUAUCUCCCUGUUACAGAGAGCAAGUAGAAGAUACUUUAUAGAGGGCUUUACUAUGUAAAAACAGGUGCAUGGGUUUUGAUGGGGUGGUUGAUGCCUGUUAGUAUAGUAGUGGUACAUGUUUUAUUGAUCAAGGAAAAUGUUUCAAAGACCGGAAAUGCAAUAGUGCUAACGGUUGUUUCUUAUCUAGUACCACACAGCUUGUUAUUUGUUCCUUGAUAAAUGCAUAACUGACUCAUUUACCUCUAUGUUAGCGAGGUCGAAUGUAGUACUCAAUUAUGUACCAAUUAUUGUUUUUUAUAUAUUAAUGUUGUUGAAUAACAUUUGAUCCUCCUUAAAUUUCA
Molecule: messenger RNA, 1328 nt
Organism: Jatropha curcas
Lineage: Eukaryota; Viridiplantae; Streptophyta; Magnoliopsida; Malpighiales; Euphorbiaceae
Gene: SDF2
Product: stromal cell-derived factor 2-like protein precursor
Source: RefSeq, a predicted model, not a curated record